Messenger RNA from Empidonax traillii (willow flycatcher), 1572 nucleotides. Its product is annotated as keratin, type I cytoskeletal 14-like. The transcript has 8 exons. Lineage: Eukaryota; Metazoa; Chordata; Aves; Passeriformes; Tyrannidae. Gene Ontology annotation, molecular function: structural molecule activity. Gene Ontology annotation, cellular component: keratin filament. The annotation marks the transcript as partial. The record is from RefSeq and is a predicted model, not a curated record.
GGAGGCUCCAGCAGGCUUUCCUCCGUGCGUGUUGGGGGGGGAGGCUACAGGGCCCCCAGCGUGCACGGGGGCUCCGGCAGCUACUCCGUCUCCUCCCGCGUGGUCUCGGGGCUGGGAAGUGGCUUUGGGGGCAGCUACUGCAGCAGCGUAGGAGGGGCCCUCGGUGGGGGCUUUGGGGGCAGCUAUGGGGCCAGCUUUGGGGCCGGCUUUGGAGGGGGCUUUGGAGGUGGCGAUGGCAUCCUGCCGGCGGGGGAGAAGGAGACGAUGCAGAACCUCAACGACCGCCUGGCCGCCUACCUGGACAAGGUGCGAGCCCUGGAGGAGGCCAACACCGACCUGGAGGUCAAGAUCAGGGAGUGGUACAAGAAGCAGGGCCCUGGUCCCGACCGGGACUACAGCCCCUACUACAGGACCAUUGAGGAGCUCAGGAACAAGGUGCUGGUGGCCACAGUAGACAAUUCCAACCUCCUGCUGCAAAUUGACAAUGCCAGGCUGACGGCUGACGACUUCAGGACCAAGUUUGAGUCGGAGCAGGCCCUGCGCCUGAGCGUAGAGGCCGAUAUCAACGGCCUGCGCCGCGUCCUGGACGAGCUGACCCUGUCCAGGGCCGACCUGGAGAUGCAGAUCGAGAACCUGAAGGAGGAACUGGCUUAUCUGAAGAAGAACCACGAGGAGGAAAUGACUGCCCUGCGCGGGCAGGUGGGAGGCGAGAUCAGCGUGGAGAUGGACGCUGCCCCUGGAAUCGACCUGACCAAGAUCCUGGCGGAGAUGCGGGAGCAGUACGAGAGCCUGGCGGAGAAGAACCGCAGGGACGCCGAGCAGUGGUUCUUCAGCAAGACGGAAGAGCUGAACCGGGAGGUGGCCAUCAACACGGAGCAGCUGCAGAGCGGCAAGACGGAGAUCACGGAGCUGCGGCGCACGAUCCAGAGCCUGGAGAUCGACCUGCAGUCCCAGCUCAGCACGAAAGCGGCCCUGGAGGGCACCCUGGCCGACACGGAAGCGCGCUACGGCACCCAGCUGGCCCAGCUGCAGGUGCUGAUCACCAGCGUGGAGGAGCAGCUGGCCGAGCUGCGCUGCGACAUGGAGCGCCAGAACCAGGAGUACAGGGUCCUGCUGGAUGUCAAGUGCCGCCUGGAGCAGGAGAUCGCCACGUACCGCCGGCUCCUGGAGGGCGAGGACGCCCACAUGUCCUCCCACUACAUCACACCAAAAGAAGGACACUUUCUCCUUUCUGCCCUGGAAAUAACGGUCCCUUCCUUCCCCAUUUCAGGGCCUGUAACCACCCGCCAGAUCCGCACAAUCUUCGAGGAAGUGCAGGAUGGGAAGGUGAUCUCCUCCCGGGAGCAGAUCACCCAGGCUGCCCACUGAACCCUCGGAGCCCACUGAGCCUGGUUUGCUGCAAACCUCGCCCGGCACAGCAAAGCAGAUCCCAGCUGACGUGCUCCGGCCGUGUGGGUCAUGAAAAGCACCUUCUCCCUCUCUCACCUCCCUCCUUUUCCCCUCCCUCACCCUUUUCUCGGCGCUGUGCCACACGCAGAAAUCAAAUAAAGCUUCUCCUCACACUCCUGCAAA